Messenger RNA from Volvox carteri f. nagariensis, 7482 nucleotides. RefSeq lists its product as uncharacterized. The coding region runs from base 1 to 7482 and encodes 2493 amino acids. The transcript has 19 exons. The record is from RefSeq and is a predicted model, not a curated record. NCBI's taxonomy places the organism in Eukaryota, Viridiplantae, Chlorophyta, Chlorophyceae, Chlamydomonadales, Volvocaceae. Gene Ontology annotation, molecular function: NADP binding; flavin adenine dinucleotide binding; N,N-dimethylaniline monooxygenase activity.
AUGGCUGGCAUUGGGUUCAUCUGGGUCAUUUGCGGCAACACGUGGUACAGGUGGCCACAAUCGUCUAGAAGCAAAACGAAUGCAGCUGGUGUAAGCGUCGUCGUGGUCGAGGCAGCCCCGGACCUUUUUCCUGGUUCUGCGAGCGCACGCUUCUCGGUUGAUUUGGUCGAGAAGUACCCAGAUCUUGCGGCCUUGCUCAGUCUACCGGAAUUUCGGCCGCAAACCAAUGUACGGCCUGAUGACUUGCACCAGUAUCUCCUGGCGUAUGUGGAACAUUUCAAAUUGCGACAGCACACCAUAUUCUCAUGCAAAUUGGAACAUGCACAGCCGCGGCCGGGUGGGGGGGUUGGCGAGGACGGGCGGUGGUGUAUCGUGUGCUCCGACCUUCUUGACCCGCAGCGCCUGCACCGCCUCACCUCGGACUACCUGAUCAUAUCUGCGGGGGCGUGUCUGGAGCCCUCCAUUCCACAACUGCCGCAGGGCUCCGCUGACUUUGCGGGUGUACAGUACCAUGCGCGGGAGCUGAAAGGCCGGGAGCUGCGUGAAGUGGCGCCGCUGGUUUCGGGGCAACACGUGGUAGUGGCGGGAGAUGACCGUACGGCAGUGGAGUGCGCACGGGGGGCGGCGGAUGCGGGCGCGGCGAGCGUUACACUUGUGUUCCGACAGCCCCACUGGCCCUUACCCGCCAAGCUCCUGGGGAGAGCGCUGCCGCACCUGGCGUACGACCGCUGCCUGCCGUCACUGCUCUUCCCGCCGUACUAUACGGCCGGUGGACCGAUGCGCGCCCUCAACUCCGCUUUGGCGCCGUUGCGGCGGUUGUUCUGGUGGCGGUUACAACGGCGACUUGUACGGAAGUACGGCGUGGACGAGUUGACGCGGCCGCCGGUUAACGUUAUGCGGGAUAUGUUUUACAGCCUGCAGGCUUGCCCGGGGGAAGACAACUGGGUGGGUGUACUGCAAGGAACUUCCGUACGACUUGUACGAGGUGACAUCAGCCGGUUGGGAACCGAUUGCGUCGUACUCAAGAAUAAUUCCAGUCUACGUGCCACGGUGGUCGUACACUGUACGCCGUACACUCGUAACUACGUGGUCUUUGACCCCGAACUGCAGGCCACAUUGGGUGUACGGAAGGACGGCUUACAUCUGUACCGCAGUUUGGUUCCCCCUGCCGUACCUUCCCUGGCCUUCCUGGGCUGUCAAACCACCUCGCCGUAUAGCUGGCUAACCACCAGCCUUCAAGCGGCCUGGGUGGCUCAGCUGUUUAGCGGGCGGAUGAGGCUGCCCCCCCUGGAGGUCAUGAAGCGGGACGUGUACAGGCAGAGGAGGUGGCGGCGGCGUGCCUUCCCUCCCCAGCACAACCGCGGCAGCCUGGUCCACUGGUACGCCCAGUCGUACCACGACCAGCUGCUGCAGGACAUGGGGCUGCCCGUGGAGGUCAAGGAUCGCGGCGGCUGUGCACCGCUGUUCAGCUCAUGCGCGCCGUACACUCCGGCUGACUACCGGCCACUCUUUCAGGCUGAUGGCGGCGGCGCGUCGUUGUCAUCGUCGCCGUACAAGCGCCGAAAGACCCGCGAAUCGGUUUCCGAUGACGUUGAAGCCGUCGAACUGACUUUGCGGGGUGACGGCGCCAGCAUGAUGAGCAAUGCUGCCGCUGCUGCUGCGGCGGCGGCGGCGGCAAAUAGGACGGCCCCAUCGACGGUGACGGGAGUUUCGCCGUCGCCGUCCCGACGGGCGCUGCUGGACCGCCGGCUCAGCAUGGACCGACGACGAAGCAUUGAGGCGCCGCGGCGGGUCAGCAUGGAAGCGGCUAGCCGCGCCGCGCUGGCGCAGGUGUCCGUUACGAGCAACGCGUCGCGACUGCAGCUACUGCUGAACAGUCGAACGUCGAACGCACCCGGCGUCGAGGUGUCGGAAGUCGAAGCGGAGCCGCAGCUGGAAAUCUUCACAUCUGCUCAUUUGCUGAUGGGUUCGGCGGCGGCGGGGGUCUCGGCAGCUGCAGCGGCAGCUGCAGCUGGGGUCGGCGGCGGUGGCGGCGGCGGCGGCGGCAGCUCCGCGCCCGUGUCGCUCUUCGGUGCUAGCGCCCUCGUCCCGCCGGCGGGUACGUCAUCCAGGCGCGGUAGCAGUCUCGGCUGCAGCCGGUUGGGCAGCCAACGCGGCAGCACCAUGGGAAUGGCAGUGGCGGCGGCCGCAGCCGCCAGCGCGGCCACUGGUACGGUCACUGGCCCGUAUGCCGUACUGCAGUACGGCGGCUCGAGCACUGGCCCGGAGGCGCAUCUAAACUCCCAUCCAGAAAUUGAAGUCGACGUGUUGGGGCCGGAGCCCCGUCAGUGCGGCGAUGAUGCCAUCGAGGCGGCGAUUGCCGCCUCCAAGUCGCCUGGCGGCAGUUCCGGCGCCGCUAACGUACUGGCACCAGAAGCCGGGACGGCGGCGGCAGGGGCGCGGCACACCGUUCCCUUUGUCAUGCCAUCGCCACAGUCGCUGCCGUCGUCGCCGCCGCCACCGGCGGCGGCGUCGACGGUGUCUCUGGGUAUCCGCGUCGGCGGAGAGGGGCCAGAUCCAGAUUACGUCCCCAUACCCGAACCAUGGGUCACUCCCGCCGCACCCUCCACAGCCAUUGCGGCGGCGUCCUCUGUCCCCGACGGCGGCGGCGACAUGUUCAUUUCACCGGGCAGCCUCAACCUCGGAUUGCCGUACAGCAGGUCGGCGCUGCCGAGCGGCGGCAGCGGCUCCGCUGCCACCGUGAUCCUGAACUCCGCCGUACAGCGGCUGACCCACGGGUCGCCUGCGCGGAGCGGCUCCGCCGGCCAGUGGUCCUCCGGGCCGAAUGCUGGCCGCGCGGCGGCCUUUGCUAGCAAUGGCGGCAGUGCUGGCGGCGGCGGCGGCGGAUCUAACGCGCAACAACCUGGCGUGUUGGACUCAGCCUAUGGCGGGCAGGUCUCCUCAAGCGGCGGCGUACGGACGACACAACGCGACAUUGGGUCGCUUCUGCCGCCGGCGAUGCUGUCGGGCUACGAGGUUCUCCCCGUCGGGGAUUCGUACGUACUUCGGCCGGCGCUGGCGGCCGGAAUGAAGCAACCCAGCGGCGAAACCGCCGGAAAGGGGCUUGCCGCCACCGUGGCGGCGGCAGCGGAGACUGCUGCACGGGCGCAUGCAAGGCCGUACAUUGACAUGUACGAGAGCUUUCCCGCCGCUGGCGGCGUGAUGCCCCCUCAUCGAUCCUCCUUUGGGGAUCAGUUCAGCGCUGGUGAUGGCGGCGGCGGCGGCGGUGGCGGGGCCAUGGCUGGUGCUGCCGCCGGCAGCAGCACCGCCACCGCCGCCGGCAUUGUCAGCGCAACGAUUCCCGGCGUGGCCGGCGGCGGCGGCGGUGGUGGUCUGCUCGUUACCUCGCAGCCUCGCGGCAAUCUUAGUGCGCUGCUGGCGGCCUCGAGGGGUGGCGCCAUUGCGCGCAGCUCUGUCAACGGUGUACGAGGAGUUGCCGCCGCGGGGCCGCCACGCUCGUCGCAGCUUCGGUCUGCUGCGGGAUUUGGUGGCGAUGGCGGUGGCGGCAUCUUGCUGAGCAGCAUGCAGGACAUUGACGUGCUGGAAUCGCCGAGACUGCGUUCCCGGGCGCUUCACCCCAACGCACAGAUGUACGGCAGCAACUCGUUGAUGUUUUACAUAAAUGAACGCGGAUCCCCACCUGGCGGCGGUGGCCUUGGCGGUGGCGGCGGCGGCGGCGGCGGCGCUGCUCUGCGUAUGGGCAUCACCGGUGCUGGCGGCGGCAGCGGGCCUAUCCAGCUUACCAGUCCGCCGCCGCCGCUUUCUGCCGCCGCCGCUGCUGGCGUGGCGAGCGGUAGCUUACGGUCUGGCGCACAGCGUGCGAAGCGACGGGGCUCUACGGUUGCAUUCAGCAACGUGCUCGGGAACGACGACUUCGUACAGUUGCUGCUAGAGGCGGGUAACAACGACGGGCGGCCGGAGGGGGUCAUUGAUGUACGACAGGGUUCAGGCUUGGGAGGUCGUUCUGGGGAUUUCCCGCCGGCUGCGAUGCCGGCGGGGGAGGAGGGCACAGGCCGCGGUGGUGGCGGCGGCAGCAGCGGCAGCGGCAUCCGUACCGCGACGGGUAUGGCCGCGGGGCCGGUGGCGGCGCUGACGCGCCGGCAUGCCAGCGUCCAGUCUUUGCUUCUGGUUGAGCGCGGCGGUGGCAGCCCCGGUGCCACAUCCAGCAGCGGCGUCAGCGGUGCUGCACAGUUGGCCAGCGUCGUACUGCCUGUGAGCGCCAAGGGCCCCCGCGCUGGCCGAGGUGCUCCCCUGGGGCUGGCAGCGGUAUCUGGGUCGGCGGCCGGCAGGGCCCCGCACCCGACUGCCACAGCGUCGGCGGCUGGCGGCGGCGGCGGCGGCGGCAGCGGCAGCGGCCUCAUCUUCCCCGCCGUUGCCGCCGCUGCGCGCCUCGCUCGAAUGGGCUCCCGCGGCCCUGGCGGCUUCGCCACGGCAAGUGGUUUCAUCUCUUCCGGCCAGAUGCGCGAACUUGACGGCGCCGUGUAUUGGGGUGGCCGUGACGGCCGCGGCGGCGGCGCCGCCAGCGGCUCUUGGCGUCGUGCUGACUUUGUACGGCAGUUGACGCAUCAGCAUGCGUCUUCGUCGGGGAUGCUGCCUGAGACGGUUCGGCCGCAUCAGGCGCGCAGCGCCACCCUUGACGCGAUUGUGGAUCAGUUGCGUCUUCAUCAGCACAGCCCCAAGCAGCAUUCGCGACGGGAGCCGCUGUCGCCAUCUCCCGCCGCGAAGUCUGUGGCAUCGCCUGUGACAAGAAGUGCGGCGGCAUAUACGGCAGGGUUGAAGCCUGACGAGGCGCCGCAGCCGCAGCAGCAUUUGACCAAAGCUGCUCCCGCGGCCAGUGCGACGGCAACGGCGGCGGCGGUGGCGGCACAGCCACGCCGCCUGACGUCAGCACCCAGCCAGGAAUACGGCCGGUCCCUUAGCAAGAUGGCGCUCGUACGUGGAUGGAAUUUCCUGAAGACCGCCUUGGGGUUGAAGCGCAGCCGGGCCUCUGGCAGCGGCGGCGCUCGUCGUCCCAUGAGCGGUAGCGCUGCCGCCACCGAAAUCACCGGCGGCGCUGCCGCCACCGCAGCCGCGGCCGCCACGGGGCAAGACGUCCUUGACCUCAAGAGCCGCGACGCGAGGGCGGCGUUGAUGUACGACACACCGCCAUCUCCGUACCGCGCGGCGUCAAUUUCACGCCUCUCACGCCAGUCCAGCCGCGGCGCUGCAGCUCUGAAUCCGUCGGUAUCAUCUUCCGCGUCUGCUGCCGCCGCAACGCCGGCGGCGGCGUUCCACUCGUACGACAUGCCGGUAGCGAUGGCGCUGGGCCGUUCCCGCAGCUACUGCCUCCCCCACGACGUUCAGCGCGGCGUCGGCGGCGUUGGCGGCGUUGGCGGCCUUGCCGCCAUUGCCGGCGGCGGCGGCGGGGAAGUGCUGUAUGGCAGUGGGCUGCCAGCGGAAGCUGCACGGCGCGGCGGCGGUUCGUUCACCGCUGGAUCCAGAUCCCCCGUGUCGUCGCAAGUACACCACCACCAGGGGAGUGCCGCGUUGAGAGGCUCCUCCCGGGAUUCUCGUGGCACUGCAUCGCCCUGGGCGGGGGUUGGGGCGGGUUGGGGAGCCGCCAUGGCGUCCUCAUCCAUACGGCGCAAAAGCACUUUGGGCCUGGGUGCAUUGACACGGCUGAAUAGCACAGGUGCGGGAACUGGCGGCGGCGGCGGCGGCGGCGGCGGCUUCGGCUUAAGCAGCAUGAUCGGGACGGGGUCCGUCAGCCGCGGCGACGGGGCCGAUACCUCCGCCAUGGAGUACGACUCCUUCCGUACAGGGCUCGGCAGCCCAAGGCUGACUUCACAAGACGUCGUGACGCCCGUUGCGCUUCCGCUGCCGCCGCCGCCGCCGGCGUCAGUGGGCGGCGACGGAGUCGGCGGCGGCGGCGGCGGCAGCGGCUCCACUGGUACGAACGCACUUGCCGUAAGUGGCGCUUUCGGCAGUAGCAAGAACCCACCGCACGGCGGUUGGGACACUGCUAGCCGUCCCUCGCUUCGGCGGCUGCCGUUCCGUCAAUCGUCCAGCGUCGCCCUUGCCGUGGACGCAGCAGCUGCCGUACUGGCUGCGGGUGUUGUUUCUCCCUCCCCCUCCAUACCGUUGUUGCCUGGCCGGGGCACGGGCCUCGGUAUCGUUCCUCCCUCGCCCCCAAGCCACGCCGCCGCCGGCGGCUCGGCGGCGGUGCUGAUGCCGCCUAGCCCCUCGGGACGCGCCACACCUACCCCGCAGCCCCUUGUGCACUGUUUAGACGAACGGACAAUGUACGGCGGAUUCAGCUGCCAGGCCCUUAUCCGCCAAGAGAGCGUGCGUGGCGCAUCCGCAGCUGUGGCCGGGAUGAGCGGUGGUGGCCCCGGCGGCGGCGGCGGCGGCGGCGUCAUCACCGCUGGGGCAUCGAUUGUCUUGCCGUCGGACGGAGAGGGCGCGUUCAUGCUGUCUGACGGCCUCGACCAUUCGGGGACGGGGGCGGCGGCCGCGCCGCCGCUGCCGGUGCUGCUGCCGCCCCCUCAGCGGGUCGCCUCAGAGCUGCCGGCGUCAAUGCAAUAUGCUGGUGUGGUCGUGCCGUCAUUAGAGCCCAGCGGCAGCGCCGCCGCCAUCGCCGGUGUUGGUAUCGUACACCGCCGGCAAUAUGCUGGCGGCUCGUCCAUGGGUGCACGGAGGUCGGGAACCGGCAUGGGGGCGGCGGGCCCAUCGCAUGUCGCGUCGUCAGCCACGGGUUACUUCUCCUCGGAGAGUUUCGGAGCCCCUCCCACCGCCGUCAGCGCGAGCCCCACGCACAGCGUCGCAGGCCGUGCACCGGGGGGCGGCGGCGGCGGCCAGACCGCCCCCGUCGGACGCCGCGGCCGCGUGUCCCGCCGUGACAGCAUCAUUGGAAACCUACUCGCGGAGAUGGCAGGGGUUCCCGGCGGGGAUGGGCUGGUUUCGGAGCUGCCAGCUGCCGCUUGCGGCAGCAGCGGCGGCGGCACCGCCGCCGGCGCCAGCCAGAUACGGCAGAGCACCAGCCUGAUCGGGCCCGCUCCGGCUGCCGGCUAUGACCCGCACGCACCUGAGGGUGUGAUUGCUUGGGAACGGCCACGCGGCUGGGAGGGGGCCGGCGGGUUGCUGGACGGCGGCGGUAAUGCCGCCGUGGGCGGCGGUGGCGGCAGUGGCGGCGAGAGCGAGGAGCAGCAGCGGUCGCUGCGGGGGGCCGUCAGCGAGCUGCGGGAGAACUCCUCCAGCCGGGCAUCGCGGCAGUUGGCGGCGGCGGCGGCGGCCGUACUGCCGUCAGUGAUGCUGGGCCACGUCACAGUGACGGCGGGGACGCAGCCGCCAGCGGCACCGUCACCAGUUAUGUACAGCGGCGGCAAUGCGCUCUCCAACGUGCCGCCCCACGCUGUAGUCGGCCCCUCCUGGCGGGCGGUUGGGGGGUCCCGCGCCGGCGGCUGA